AUGUCUGAUGUGGAGCUUCAACUGUGUCUUGCUCUCCCCGCUCCGAACAACCACCAUGGACUCCACCACCUUAAACGAACGAGCUGUUUAGGAGACAAAGGUUACGGUGUUAAAAACAAACGUGGUUCCGAGCAGACAUCUGGAAACUUGAAUAAUCAUGAGUGUAACGCAAUUCCUUUACUUCUUUGGAGUGACCAUCCAAACAAGGAAGAUGCUGAACACAAGGAUAAAAAGAAAAGAACAUUCGCCAUUGAUGAUAUGAAUGGUGCAGAAGAUCAUGUUGUGGGAUGGCCGCCCAUCAAGUUAUGGAGGAAGAGAACAUUGCAUCAUCAUCACCACCACCAUCAGCUUAAAAAAGCUGCACAAAUUGGAAAUGGAAAUCAUGGUAGAUCCAUUUAUGUCAAGGUGAAGGUGGAAGGGGUGCCAAUAGCAAGAAAGAUUGACCUGAGGCAUUACCAUUCUUAUCACGAGCUUACCAAUUCAUUAAUCGCCAUGUUCACCCAAAAUAAAACACGUGGUGAAGAUGAUUACAAUACACGUUAUACUCUCACUUACCAGUACAAUGAAGGGGAUUGGUUGAUUGCAGGAGAUAUUCCAUGGCAAAGUUUUGUUAGGAGUGUGCAGCGGCUAAAGAUACUAAUAACUGGGGUUGAAACCAUGCAGUAA
Messenger RNA from Hibiscus syriacus, 666 nucleotides. RefSeq names its product auxin-responsive protein IAA29-like. Gene Ontology annotation, cellular component: nucleus. Lineage: Eukaryota; Viridiplantae; Streptophyta; Magnoliopsida; Malvales; Malvaceae. The transcript is spliced from 4 exons. Gene Ontology annotation, biological process: regulation of DNA-templated transcription. The record is from RefSeq and is a predicted model, not a curated record. Bases 1 to 666 code for a protein of 221 amino acids. Gene Ontology annotation, molecular function: protein binding.